AUGGAAUGUCAACAUGGGCGAAGUUCUGAGAUAUGACAGACUGUAUCAACUGGGGAGACAAUGACCUUGAGUUGCAGCGUACCAGAUACAUUCCUGAAUGGACCCGUCUCAUGGUUCGAGGGAAGUGGACCAAACCGUGAAUUAAUCUACAAUUUCAAAGGAGGUCACUUUCCUAGAGAAAAAGCAGUUGGAGGCACCAUCAAACCUGACAACAGACUUUUCCUCUUUUUCUCUCUUGCAGAUGCCAGCACCUACUAUUGUGUAAAGUUUAUGAAAGGAAAACCUGACAAGGAGUACCAAUCAGGUCGGGGCACCCACGUGUCUGUUAUUGGUGAGUAUGUCUCCUGCAUCUCCUGCCUCUUUCCCAAAAACAUCACCCUGAAGUGGUUCAAAAAUGGGAAGGAACCCUCAUCCCUCAAGACCCAAGUGGUUCAGCUGAAGUACAGUGAUGCCUACAAAAUCUCCAGUACCAAUGAAGUGACCUGGACUCUGAAAGACAUCAACUUUCAUAUUACCUGCAAUGUGAACCACCAAAGCUUGCAUUACCCUCUUCAUGGGAAAGCUGAUUUGUCUGGGACCAUGCUAGUUCCACCCACCAUUUCUAUUUUCCAACACCUUGUCUCAAAUAAGAACAUGACUGUCACCUGUAUGGCGAAGAAGUUCUUCCACAAGGAUGUGCAGCUGACCUGGUGGAAGAAUGGAAAUGUCUCCCAGAUAGACAAGAUCCUGACCCCCACCAACGGCAGAGAUGGACUACACAGUGUGCAGAGCUCGAUCCUGGUGAAGAAAGCUGGCCAUGUGGAGGAGGACAUUGCACUCACCUGCCAAGAGGCAGGCCCUUUGGGAGGUGAUUAG
Messenger RNA from Galeopterus variegatus (Sunda flying lemur), 855 nucleotides. It is a transcript of the gene SIRPD, whose product is annotated as signal-regulatory protein delta. Lineage: Eukaryota; Metazoa; Chordata; Mammalia; Dermoptera; Cynocephalidae. The record is from RefSeq and is a predicted model, not a curated record. The transcript is spliced from 5 exons. Gene Ontology annotation, cellular component: plasma membrane.